Messenger RNA from Juglans microcarpa x Juglans regia, 1244 nucleotides. RefSeq names its product UMP-CMP kinase. The coding region runs from base 222 to 947 and encodes 241 amino acids. NCBI's taxonomy places the organism in Eukaryota, Viridiplantae, Streptophyta, Magnoliopsida, Fagales, Juglandaceae. The transcript is spliced from 9 exons. Gene Ontology annotation, cellular component: nucleus; cytoplasm. Gene Ontology annotation, molecular function: UMP kinase activity; ATP binding. Gene Ontology annotation, biological process: UDP biosynthetic process; 'de novo' pyrimidine nucleobase biosynthetic process; CDP biosynthetic process. The record is from RefSeq and is a predicted model, not a curated record.
AAAAGAGUGAGAAAGAGAAGCAGCCUAGUUGGGGCCCACGCGUCCCUUGUUCACCUCGGGUCAGCAACUAAUUCGUCCUGGCGAUCAACGCGCGUAAGUACACGUUUUUGUGGAGGGCAUACUUUGCGCACUGAUCGGUUGACGUAAUGCGUCACUGAACAGAUACAAUAUCAAAGAACCCAGAUCAAGAGCAACCGCUAGAGAGACACACGACGGGAGAGAUGUGGAGGCGCGUGGCUUCAUUUUUCCCAUUCAUUUCUUCCACCAAAUCAUCCACUCUCAGCCAGUUGGGACCAACAUUGAAGAUUUGGGAAUCAUUUACCACAGGGGCACCCAUCCCGGUAAAUCAUGGAAUAUCCUCCAAAGAUAGCACUCCAUUCAUAACUUUUGUCUUAGGUGGCCCUGGUAGUGGAAAAGGUACACAAUGUGCAAAGAUUGUAGACACUUUUGGAUUUAAACAUCUUAGUGCAGGAGAUCUGUUAAGGAGGGAAAUAGCUUGCAAUAGUGAAUUUGGAUCCACGAUUCUUGACACAAUUAAAGAAGGACGGAUUGUUCCUUCAGAAGUGACGGUCAGACUUAUACGAAGGGAGAUGGAAUUGAGUGACAAUCACAAAUUUCUUAUUGAUGGUUUCCCACGAAGUGAGGAAAACCGCAUAGCAUUUGAAAGAAUUAUUGGAGCUGAACCAAAUAUUGUGCUUUUCUUUGAUUGCCCUGAAGAAGAGAUGGUGAAACGAGUGCUUAACCGUAAUCAGGGCCGAGUUGAUGAUAACAUAGAUACCAUCAAGAAACGUCUUAAAGUGUUUGAAGCAUUGAAUCUUCCUGUCGUCAAUCACUAUGCGAAGAAAGGAAAACUUCAUAAGAUCUGUGCAGUAGGAGCAGAAGAUGAAAUAUUCGAACAAGUUCGCCCAGUUUUUGCUGGAUGUGAGCAGGUGAUAAGCGAGAGUUAAUUGCGGGUGUCAACCAAAGUUCGAGCUAGGACAGAUUUAGUUGGUAGUUAGGCUUUACUAAAAGCCUUUUAAAGAGUGGGAAUUCAGCAGAGGAAAACAUACAUAAGCUUAGAGGGAAAAUGUUCUUUAAUUCUUGUUAUUUUUUACUGUGUUUGUACAGAGAUUAGGAUGCAACAUAAAAUCUGUAGCGUUACUGCUCUAUUUCGAGUUCCCUUGUGUUUUUUAUAAUGCUAAGAAAAGGGUACUCUAGGAAACAAUGGCUACAGCAAAUGAGAAAAUGGGACUCGUUUCAUGUUU